AUGGCCACUCGAAACAAGAGGAAAGCGGAAGAAGCCAUUGCGGAACUGAACGAAAGGACCGGCCGCCUCGCCAUAUAUCUCGAGCUCGAUCUAAGUAGCCUUUCUUCUGUCAAGAGGGCUGCAGAGGAGUUCAUGAGCCGUCCCAUUGACAGCAAGGAGAAGAAACUGCACAUUCUGUUCAACAAUGCAGGUGUGAUGUGGUCUCCUCGAGAGAUGCUCACAGCAGAAGGCUACGACAUGCAGUUCGGCACGAACGUGCUCGGCCGGUUGCUCACCGCCUCCUCUCAUGCGUGCCCGGCGUUUGAAGGCCACUUCUACCUCACUGCGCUCCUGAUGCCUGCGCUGCUCGCUGGAAGGGACUCUUCACCCGACGGAUACGUGCGCGUCAUCACGACGUCAUCCUCCGCCGCAUACAGAUACACGCUGAACUGGGACUCCUUCAAGGCGGGGGCGGCGCGCAGGAAGAUGUCCCCCCGAACGCUCUAUUGCCAGAGCAAAUUCGCGGAUGUGGUGUUCGCGCGCCAGUUAGCGAAGCGCUACGGCGAAAAGGGCAUUGUGUCUAUAUCAUGCAACCCUGGUCAGCACGUCGUUACGCAGAACCUCAUCGCCCAUCCUGCGUCGAAGGGCGCGCUCACACAGUUGUGGGCUGGCACGAUGCCCGAGACCGUGCAGUACAACGGCGAGUUUUUGAUCCCUUGGGCACGAGUUGGCAGGUGCAGAAGGGAGGCAUACGACAAUGCGUUGGGCGAGAGGCUCUGGGCAUGGCUCGAAGAGCAGGUAGAAGGCCGCAGGGGAUAG
This is a messenger RNA of Postia placenta MAD-698-R-SB12, 798 nucleotides long. RefSeq lists its product as hypothetical. Gene Ontology annotation, molecular function: oxidoreductase activity. The record is from RefSeq and is a predicted model, not a curated record. The transcript has 7 exons. NCBI's taxonomy places the organism in Eukaryota, Fungi, Basidiomycota, Agaricomycetes, Polyporales, Adustoporiaceae. The coding region runs from base 1 to 798 and encodes 265 amino acids.